AAGGGCAACAAGCUUACUAUGCACAGUUGGUUGCACCGAUAUGAGGCCUCACGGACUAGAAAUAUAAUCUUGCAGCCUCUCUGUAACGUGUUUUGUACCGCGAUGCAGUAAGCUACAGCCAUCGUAAAGAAAUAUAGUAUAUAACACCAAGUAUAGCAUGUCGCAAGCCAUUGGUGCACGUAACGAUUUGAGCAGCGGCGCGGCGCGGUAGCGGGAAAAGCCAGCCCGAUGCAGGGCUGGCCGCGUGAGCGGCGGCAUGCUACUGCUGCAUCGCUGGGUGCGGCGGGCGGGACGGGCGCGCCAGCGGCGGUCCACCCGGACAUGCUGCGCCGCCUCCGCCGGGUGCUGCUGCUGCACCCCGGCGGCCUGGCCCCCAGCGCCCUGCCCGCGGCCUGGUACGACGCGUACGGCGCACCGCUGCUGCCCGAGCUGGCCGGCCCCUUCACCUCCCUGGAGCAGCUGCUGGCAGCCUGCCCCUCAGCCGCUGCAGUAGGCACGCCGGGGCGGCCGCGGGUCGCACGGUCUCAGCAGCAGGGGCAGCAGCCGCUCCUGGUGACGGCGGUGGUGACGGCGGCGGCGGUGGAGGAGGUGGCGGACAUGGUGUGGACGGAGCUGGCGCAUAGGGCCGCGGCUGCAGCGGCCGCCGCGGCGGGAAUCCCGGGCGGUGGCGGGACAGGCAGCGCCGCCGCCGCGCACGUGUCCUACGAGGCCGUGUGUGCGGGCGUGCGCUACUGGCUGGGCGGGCAGGGUGUGGAGGAGCUGCGGCCGCCGCUGGAGCCGCCGCCCAGCCUCCAGCGACUGAGGCAGCUGGACCGCCGGGUGGGGGCGACCAUGGAGGCCUACUGCGCGGCCAGGUGUGUGGUGACCCUGUGGGAGCUGGAGCGGCACGUGUGUGCGUCCGAGGGCGUGGAGGCCUUUGGAGAGCUGCGCCUGGGGCCGCUCACAGCGCACCCCGUGGUGCGGAGGACGUUCUUCGCGUCCCUGCCGCCGGCACAGGAGGAGAUGUGGCGGCGGCAGCAACAGCAGCAGCAGCAGCAGCAGUGGUGGCCGGCAGGCGGGAACUACGGGGGCGAUGCGGGUGCGGCUGCAUUGCCACCGCCGCCAGGCGCCGAUCCCUGCCCUGUGACGGCCGCUGACGUGGCGGCGGCGGUGCGGCGGCUGGUGGUGUCGCGCUGGGCGGCGGCGGCGGAGCUUCGGGCGGCGGCGGCGGCGGGCGUGGCCAGCUGGGCCGGGGCGGAGCUGUGCUGGGAUGUGUUGACGGAGGUGGCAGCGGUGGCGGAGGCGCAACACCAGCACCAGCAGCACCAGCACCAGCAGUACCAGCAGCAACAGUACCGGCAGCAGCACCAGGAGUGCCCACUGCCCUGGCGGCUGGGUGUGCUCGUGAACGACCUGCUGCUGUAUGUGGAGGUGGCGGCGGCGGCGGUGGGGGCGGAGCAGCAGGCGGCGGCAGGCGGCGGCGUGGCGGCGGGCGGCGGCACUGCAAUGCUGCUGGGCGGAGAGGGCGGCAGCGAUGGGGCAGCAGCUGCAGCACUGGCAGUAGCAGUGGCUGGCACGCAGCUACAGCAGGGUCAGGGCGGGCCGGCGGGGGAGGAGCGCCAGCUGAGCCGCAAGCAGCGCAAGGCGCUGGCCCGGGCGCAGCAGCACCAACAGGCGCAGCAGAAGGGGCAGGGGGCGGCUGUAGCAGCAGGUGCUGCCGCCGCUGUUCCCUCACCCCCGCCGCCCCAGCUGCCCCCGCCGCCCCAGUCCCGGCACUACGACUUCCUGUCGCCGCAGCAGCAGGCCGCACUCAGCCGCCGCCAGCUCAAGGACCUGUUCCUCCCCGGCGGCGGUCCGGCGGCACAGCGCUCCGCAGCCGAGCGGCAGCAGGCGGCGGCGGCGGCGCGGCAGCGGGGCGCGCUGGCGCUGGAGGCGCUGCGGGCCGGGCGCCAGGCGGCGGAGGCGGAGGCGGAGGAGGCGGAGGAGGAGUCAGCAGCUGGCAGUAGCAGCGGCGAGGACGAGGGUGCUGCAGGCGCCAGCAGUGAGAACGAGUCCUCAGACGGCGACAGCAGCAGUAGCAGCUCCAGCGGCUCUUCCAGCGGUAGCAGCGACAGCAGCGGCAGUAGCAGCAGCAGCUUAGGUGAUGGCGCGCAGGGGAAGCAGCGGCAGCGCGGUGCAGGCCGAAUGAGGCGGCGGAAGGGCAGCGGGGCGGCGGCGGCGGCGGCGGGCGGGAGGCGACGGGAGGCGGCGGCGGGCGGCCGUGAUGCGGCGGAGGAUUGGGGCCUUCCUGCGGGGCUGGCGACGCUGUCUGAGCGCGGCGGCAUGGAGGCGGGCGGGCGCGUUCGUGCGGCGCUGGCGGAGGCCCACGGGCUGCCACCUGACUUCAGUGAGGAGCAGCUGCAGGCCUGCUUCAACCGCACUCUGCGCCAGGCGCUGGGCGGCGGCCGUGUGCAGCCGCGGCCCGCGCCCGGCUUCUACGGGGCGGUGGUGGGACUGCUGCUGGACGGGUUCGCGGCCCCGGUCCUACAGGCGCAGGCCGAGGCCGCACGAGCAGCCGCCGCCGCCGCGCUGGCAGCUGCAAACACCGGUGACGGCGGCGGCGGCGGCAAGAACAGUGGCAACAAGGCCUCCGCCAAGCUGGCAGCCCAGCUGGCCCGCUACUCGCCCGCUGCGGUUCGCCGGCGGCUGUCGGGUCUGGGCCGCGCCGCCGCCCGCAACGCGCUGCUGCUGGCGCUGGUGCGGGCGGCGCACGCGGCCAUGCGCGGGCAGCUGGCGGUCAGCGGGGCGCAGGCGGCGGCGCUGAGGGCACAGGCGCAGGGGCAGGCGCAGGGGCAGGAGCAGGAGGAGAAUGCGGCGGCAGGUGGUGGUGGAGGUGGAGGUAGAGGCGGCGGCGGUGGCCGGUCUGUUUCCGGCAGUAGCAGCAGUAGCAGCAGUGACUCGGAGGGCGCGGACGAGCCGUAUGUACGGGGGCCGGCGCAGCGGGCGGCACUGCGGGCGGCGGCGGUCGGGGCGAGGGCGCCCAAGGCCGCGGCGGGCCGCGGCGGCGGCGGCCGCGGCGGCGGGGCCAGGCGGGCCGCGGGCGCGGGUGUGGGCCCCGCGGAGGAGGAGGCGGAGGCGGAGGAGGGCAUCACGACGGCCGCUGUGCGCGGCGUGGUGCGCUCGCUGGGGGCUGUGGAGGCGGCGCUGACGGCGGCGCGGCCGCCCGCCGGCUGGAGUGCGGCGGCGCUGUCCCGACUGCGUGCAGGCCUGUUCGGAGGCGGCGGAGGCGGCGGCGGGGAGCUGGAGGAGGCGCCGGACGCGGCUGUCAAGCGGGGUGCACACUUCCCCAUACAGAAGCUGCAGGCACUGGCCACAUUCGUGGACUUCCUACUGCAGCGGGGGCCGCGGCCCGCAGCGGCAGCGGCGACGGCGGCGGCGGCAGCGGCGGCGGCACGGCACCAGCAGCAGCCGCAGCCCACUGGGGAGGCCGCGGCCGCACCGCCCUCCGAACCCGCCCCUGCUACCGCCACCGCCACCGCCACCCCAGCUGCGGUUGUGCAGCUCCCGGCCCCGCCUCCUUCGGGCCCCUCAGCCGCCACGCUGGAGGCCCUGCGGUCCGCGGUGCUGCAGCUACGCGGCGGCUACUCCCUGUCAGCCCUAGCGGCACUGGAGCAGCAGGUGGCGGCGCGGCUGGCGGCGCAGCUUCUGCCGCCGCCGCUGGUACCGCCGCACAACAACACUCACACGGCUGCGGCGGCUGCGGGUGUGUACUGCGCCCUGGGUCUGGGCGGCUCGUUGCUGAGUGCGCUGGAGGUGGCGGGGGAGCCGGAGCUGGCGGCGGCGCUGGCGGGCGACGCGGAGGGGCCGGCGGCGGCGCCGCUGCACGUGGUGCUGGGGCUGGUGGCGGAGGUGAUGAGGAGCUGGCGGCUGGCGGCGGCGGCAGCUGGGUCGGCGGCGGGGCCGGGGCCAGACAGCGCUGGCGGCGGCGGCGGCGACGGCAGUGGUAGCCGCGAGAGUGGUGGCGGCGGGCCGGGUGUUGUGGCGGCGGUGAGUGCGGCGCUGUGCCGGCACUUUGGUGUGGCGGCGGUGGAGUGUCUGGGCCACGGCCCGGCGGCGCGGCUGGUGGCGCUGGCGGCGGCCAGCCACACGGCGCCGCCGCCGGGCUGGCACAGCGCCGUGGCACUGGCACUGGCGCCGCCGGCAGCGCAGCUGCUGCUGGCUGCUGACGGCGGCGGUGACAACACCAACAGCAACGGCACUAUCAGCGGUACAAGAGGCACUGGCGGCGGCGACGCUCGUGUGGGCGCGCUGGGUGUGGUGGGCCGGGCGGCGGCGCUGGCGGCUCUGCGUGCGGCUCCUGCGCUGUGCGACCUGCGGCUGGCCACCUGCUGGGGCGCGGUGUUUGAGCCGCAGCUGGGGCCGCUGGAGGCCUUCCUGCGGGAGGAGGCGGCGGCGGCGGGCGUGGCGGUGAUGGAGCUGCCGCAGCCGCCCGUGGGUGGGCCCCUGUUGGAGCUGGCGGCGGGCGGGCGGCUGGUCAAACUGCCGCCGCCGCCGCCCGCCGCCGGGCCCGCAGCGCACGUGGUGGCUCGGGCGGUGGCGCGCGACGGGCGCGGGCUGGCGGCGGCGCUGCUGGCGCUGGUGGCGGGCUGCGGCGGGCUGGCGGGCUGCCCCUGCGGCGGCGUGGCGGCGGCGCUGGGCGGCGCACUGGCGGAUGUGGCGGCGCAGGCGGCCGGCAGGUCCGAGCUGGCCGGCGAGGUGGGCCCGCUGGUGGUAGCUGCACCCCUGGGGCGGCACCCGGCAGGAGCUGGUGGAGGUGGAGGUGGAGGUGGAGCUGGCGGAGGAGGUGGAGGUGGAGGUGGAGGUGGUGGUGUGGACAGCCCCGGUGCCGCUGCCGCCUGCCGGCUGGUCCUGUCCGCGCUGCCGCACCUGCCGCUGCCGCUGCUGGCGCCGCUGGCGGAGGCGGUGCUGCUGCCGGCACUGGCCGCGGCACUGAGCGGCGCAGUCGCGGGGCAAGGGGGAGCCGCGGGCGGGCAGGCCGCUGGUAUGGCCGCUGGCGGCGGCGGCGGCGGCGCGGGUGUGGGGUAUGGUGCCGGCAGUGCGGCUCUGCAUGCGGCCCUCCUGCGGCAGGCGGCCGCUCUGGCUGUGUCUUCUCCUGCUGGCGGCGGCGGCGGUGGCGCCCAGUGCGUGCUGAGCUGUCUGCACCACCUGGGCUUCAGCCUGGGGGUGACGGCCUGGCGGGAGGACUGGAGCAGCAGGCACAGCGCGGAGGAGGAGGAGGAGGGGGAGGGCGAGGAGGAGGAGGCAGGGGCUGCAGGGGGGGUUCAGCGGGUGCAAGGAUCAGUGGCGGCAGCUGCCGCCACUGCUGCCACGGCCGCCUCCACUGCCGCCACCAGUGUAGGGGCAGCGCAGCCGGCGUUAGUCGGUGUCACACCCGGCUGCACACCGCCGGCAGUGCCAACCACAGAGCAGGGCCAGGGCGGCCGCCCGGACGCAGUGGCCGCGCCCGCGCCUGUACCAGGCGCCACCGCGGCAGCCGCGGCCCCACCCGCUGCCCCUGCCCCUGCCCCUGGCCCUGGUAGCCCUGCCACAGCGGCAGCGGCACCGGCGCCUGAGGCGGUUGUGGCUUCAGUGCCGCCGCCGCCGCCCGAGUCCGAGUGUCGGGCGCUGGUGGAGGCCAUACGCCGCGAGGAGUUUGGGCUGGGGCUGGCGCUGGGCGGCGAGGCGGGCGAGCUGAGUGGGCGGCUGGCGGCGCGCACGGGCCGGGCGCUGCAGCGGCUGGCGGCGGAGCUGUACGGCAGUGACAGCCACUUUGUCAUGGAGCUGGUGCAGAACGCUGACGACAACGCCUACCCGGCCGGUGUGACGCCCUGCCUGGAGUUCGUGCUGGGCCGCGGCCACAUCACCGCCGCCAACAACGAGCUGGGCUUCAGCGCCGCGCACCUGAGGGCGCUGUGCGACGUGGGCGCCAGCACCAAGGCGGUGGGGGGCGGGGCGGGCGGCGGCGGCGGCGGCGGCGGCGGUGGCUACAUCGGCCAGAAGGGCAUCGGCUUCAAAUCCGUGUUCCGAGUCAGCGCCGCGCCGCAGGUCCACUCGCGCAACUUCCACGUGGGUUUCGACCUGCGCCGCCACGGCUGCCUCGGCUACUGCCUGCCCGACUGGUGCCCCCUGCCGCCGCCUGCUACUGCCGCUGCCGCUGCCGCUGCUACUGCCGCCUCGGAGGAGGGCUGUGCGGCGGUGGCGGCCCUGCGGCGCAUGGGCUGCCCCCUGCCGCCCCCGCCGCCGCCGUCACCUCCACCGCCCAGUGACGGCUCCGGGCCCGGGUCCGGCUCCGCCCCCAGCACUUGCCCCUUCCCGGUGUACGGCACUGCCAUUGUACUGCCGCUGAGGCCGGACAUGGACCCAGCGGCGGCAGGAGGUGGAGGUGGAGGCGGAGGAGGGGAGAUGGCAGCCGCGGGUGAUGCCGGCGGCCUGGGCGGCGGCGAGCGGGGCGAGGUGCUGCGGCGGCGGUUUGCGGACCUGUCGCCCACCCUGCUGCUGUUCCUGCAGCGGCUGAGGCGCCUGGUGGUGCGGGACGAGACCUGGGGGCAGCCGCAGCAGCAGCAGCUGGGCGGGGCGGGCGGGGCGGGUGCAGUCGGUCCCGCUGGCGAAGUCGGUCCGUCAGGAUCGGGGUCGGGGCCGUGUGUGGCCCGUGUGUUGGAGAUGGAGCGGCGGGCGGUGGCGGGCUCGCCGCACCUGCUGCAGCUGGUGGUGCGCACUGCAGUGCUGAGGCGGCAGCUGGCGGCAGUGGCAGUGGCAGAGCCGGCGGCAGGGGCAGCAGCCACGGUAGCGGCGGGCGGGGCGUUGACGGGUCCGGGCCUUGUUCAGGAGGAGGCGGCUGUGGACGUGGCCGGUGCCUCCACUGCCAUCAGCACGUGGGCGGUGGUGACGUCGGCAUUGCAGCCGCAGACGUCGCGGGCGGGGGUGGUGGUCGCCCAGACCCGUGUGUCGCUGGCCUUCUGCCUGGGACCCCCUGUGGCGGCGGAGGAGUCGGCGGCAGUACGGUCAGGUGGGCCGCCGCCGCCGCCGCUGGCGGCUCCGCACUGGCGCGAGGGCGGGCGGCCGCCGCAGCAGCCCGUGUUUGCGUUCCUGCCGCUGCGCGGGUACGGCCUGAGGUUCGUGGUGCAGGCCGACUGGGUGCUGCCCUCCAGUCGCGAGGCGCUGGACGCGGACAGCCCCUGGAACCAGGAGCUCCGGCAGCAGCUGCCGGGGCUGUUCCUCAGGGCUCUGGACGUCUUCAGGUCACUGCCGCCGCCCGCGACCUCCACCUCAACGGCCUCCUCCACCUCAACGGCCUCCUCCACCCCCACCGCCGCCUCCUGUCUGUUCUGGACGGACCAGUGGCUGCGCUGUGUGCCGCUGGAGGGCGAGGCGCAGGGCUUCUUCGCGGGGCUGCCGCACAGUAUCGCCGCCCUGCUGCGGGCCGCCCCCUGCAUCCCGGUGGCGGGCGGCGGCUGGGCCACACCCGGCGAGACGGCGGUGGUGGCAGGCGGGGAGGUAGGCAGCACCCACCUGCAGCCCCACCGGCCGCAUGCGGCGUCUGAGCUGAUGGCACUGCUGGCGGCGGCCGUGGACCCCGCAGCGGCAGCCCCUGGCUCGCCGGUGGGCGGGGGCCAACAGAUAAAGCCGCCGCCGCCGCGGCCACAUGCCAGCCAGCACCCCCCACACCCCCAGCACCCCCAGCAACGCCUCCAGCAGUCGGGUGUGUUGUCGGUGCUGGGGCUCAAGCUGGUGGCGCCGGAGGCAAGGUGCCUGUACGCCAGCCGGCCUCUGCGGGCGCUGCUGGGGGUCCGCGACCUGGGCCCCACACACCUGCUGGAGGCGGUCAAGACGCUGGUCCGCGGCGGCGCCCUGGCUGGAGGCCGUGUGUCGCUGGCCUGGCUAGCCCGGGCGCUGGCCCUGCUCCACACCGCCACAGCUACCGCCACCCCCGCACCAGGUGGCGGCGGCGGCCACGACUGGGCCCACGGCCCCGGCCCCGGCCAGCCGCACCUGACCCGCACGGCCCUGCUGCGGGAGCUGCGUGGACUGCACCUGCUGCCGCUGCAGGGCGGGGGCUGGGCCGCAGCGGAAGAGCUGUGCGGCGGGCCGGCAGCGGCAGCGGUAGCGGUAGAGGUGCAGGCAGAGGUGUCUGCUGCUGGCGGGACCCAGCCACAAGAGGUGGUGGAGGAGGAGGAGGAGCGGCUGGCUCUGGUUCGUCAGCUGGCGGCGGAAUUGGGCGAUGGCGCCGGUGGCGGCAGCGGUGGCGGGGCGGCGGCGGGGUGCGGUGUGUUCUUCCCGCUGCCGCCCGCAGCCGCCAGCACUGCCGCCCGGGGCAGGUCGGGAACGGAUGCCGCCGGUGCGGGUGCGGGUGCGGGUGCGCGUGGCGGCGGUGUCGUGGGGCUGCAGGCGGAGGCGCACGGCAGUCCCGCGACCGCUGCCGAGUGUGUGCGGCUGCUGCAGCGCUGCGGACUGCCCACCGACAUGCCGCAGCUGCUGGAGCUGUUCGGAGGAGCAGGCGGACGAGGCGGCAGCGCAGUUACUGCCGCCGUAGCCGCACCUCGGCCGCAGCCGCCGCUCCUACGUGUGCUGGACGUGCGGCUGCUGGAGGCGGCGGAGGCGGCGGAGGAGGCGGAGGGGGUGGAGCCAGACCUGGAGGUGCCGGUAGCGGGUGACGAUGCCGCCGCCGCCGCCGCCUCCGCCCGGCAGGUGCUGGCGGGUCAGCAGCGCCGUGCGGUGCUCAUGAGCUGCCUGCAGGACCUGGGCGUGCGCCACCUGGCCCCACGUGACCUGGUGCUGCGCUUGGCUGCACCCGCCCUCAUCACCGCGCCGGCACCGGGGCAGCACGGCGCCGGCCUCAGUGGACAUGGCCCCCACAAUACACACACGCGCGCCGGACAGGAGCAGGAGCAGGAGGAGGGCGGGCAGGCGCACCGGCAGCGGAAGGGCAGCAAGCGGGACAAGAGGGACGGGAAGCGGAAACAGCCGCAUGACGGGGCGGUGGGGGGUGGGGGCGGCGGCACGGAGGCAGCCACCCCGCCAGCCCGCCUGCUCACAGCCUGCCUCGCGCUGCCGCUUCUGGCAGGGCUGCUACAGCCCGACGGCAGUAGCAGCAGUAGCAGCAGCACUGGGCCGCCUGGCAACCUGGGAAAUCGGCUGCUGCAGCUGCUGCGGCGGCGCUGCCUGGUGCUGACAGCUGCUGGAGGCGCCCGCCUGCUGCGUGGGGGCGAGCUGCGGCCGCCGCCGCCGCCGCCUGCCCACAGCGCCCCGACGACACAGCCGGACCCUGCGCAGUCAGGCGGCCGGCACAAGCGAGGUCGUAAAGAGAACCCCGAGGCAGGGGUAACAGAAGCGGCGGCGACCGACGGUGCUACUAGUCCUGCUGCUCCUCUGCCGCCACGUCAACAGCAGCUGUACCUGCCCGCCGCCUACCUGGCGGCGGCUGGCGGCGGCGGCGGUCCGGCAGUGGGCCUGGACGACGUCCUCGCACUGCUGCCGCGCGGCGGAGCAGCGGCUGGCAGCAGCGGCAUCCACUGCACCAUGACAACUGCGGGGUCCGGCGAGCAGUGGCCGCUGGUGUCGGGUGACUACCUGCGGCUGUGCCCAGAGCUGCUGCCGCAGUGGCGCUGGCUGUUCGGGCAGCUGGGCGCCGCCGCCCUGCCGCGGCCGCAGCCGGUGGUGACCGCGGUGCGCACCCGCCAGCAGCUGCAGCAGGCCCUGCAGCAUGCGGCGGCGGCGGCGGCGGCGGCUCCCGGAGGGGGGCUGCAGAUCAGCCCAGAGGCCCUUGCCGCGGUGCCGCUGCCCUGCCGGCUGCGGGACUGGGUGUGUCCGCCGCUGGAGCGCCUGGUGGCGCUGGCGGCUGCAGCAGGGGGAGCGGGGGGAGCAGGGGGUGGCGGUGCUGGGACAGGCGGCGGACAGGCGGAUGUGGCUGUGCAGGCGUGCAGCAGGUUGUUGUCCCUGAUGGCCGCGCACUGGGAGGCGGCGGGUCUGGGCGGUGCCAUGCGGCUGCAGCUGCUCCCGGCGGAGGUCCCCACCAACGGACCUACCACCCCCACCGCUACCACCCCCACCACCAGCUCCUCGGUGCAGCCGCCCCAGCCGCACCAGGGCCUCAGCAGCCUUGCCCUGGGCCCCAGCCGCCUGGGUGCGGCGCUGCAGCUCACCGCAUGGCUACCCUGCACGGCCACCGCGGCGGAGCAGCAGGCCGCGGCCGAGCAGCAGCAGCAGCAGAAGGCGGCAGGCGGGGGGCUCAGGGGACAGCGGCAGCAGGCGCCGCUGCAGGCCGGGGGCUUUGUGGUGCUGCGGCGGCCGGUGGACGCCUUUGCGCCGCUGCCGCCGCUGCGCCGUGUGCUAGGCGACCUGGUGCCGUACGUGGCAGCUGGAGGGGCGCAGACCGGGCAGCCAGGCACUGGGCAGGAGCUGGUGACGGGCGACGGAGCAGCGGCCGCUAACGCCGUGGCCACGCGCCUGCUUCAGCAGCUGGGCGUGUGCUGUGAGCUGAGUGGCCGGCGGCUGCUGGCGCUGCUGCGGCAGUGGUCCGCCGGUGGCGGCGGCGGCUGUGGCUUCACGAGCUCCCUGGGUGCCAUGUGCGGCGUGUACGGCGCCCUGGAGGCAGCACUGCGCCGCGCCGAGCAGCAGCAGGCGGAGGCGGAGGCUGGAGUGGAGGCGGCUGGAGUGGAGGUGGCUGGAGGGCCGAGUCAACGCGGCAAUGAGGAAGGCUUGCACAGUGCGACCGCUACAACAGCAGCAGCGGCACCAGACCUUGCGGGAGCGGGAUCAGACCUGACGCAGGCUGAGCUGGUCGCGGCAUUUAGCUCUGAGCCGCUCAUAUGGCUGCCGACAGCGGCGCCCCACCAGGCUCCGGCAGGUGUUCCCGCACCGUCCAGUGGCGCGGCGGCCGCCGAUGUCGGUGGUGUCGCCGAUGAGGGGCUGGGCAGCACACGGCAGCUGCCGGGCCGCUUCUACUGCGCCGGCGAGGUGGUGUGGUGCGACCCCGCGGGUGUGGUGGAGCCGCUGGCGACAGCGGCGGCGGCGGCGGUGGCAGGCGGGGCGACUGCUGCGGCGCUGCUGCCGCUGCUGCGAGUGCUGCCGCCCCACUACACGCAUGACGGCGGUGACACACGCCCGGUCGUGGACGCCCGGUGGCUGCAGUCGUUUGCGCCACACCGCCAGCGCCCGCUGCAGGGCGGCAUGGCCGGCGCCCUGUUCGCACGUCUGGCGGCUGCGGCGGCGACCACCUGUAGUUCCGGUGCAGCACCAGUGGACUCAGUGGCUGAGGAGCAACCCCACUCCCAGCAACAGCAGCAGCAACGGCUCCAGCCCAAUGGCGGGCGCCUGACUCGCUCCGCGGCCCCCGCGGCUGGCGCCGCUGCCGCUGCCGCUGCCAGGGUCAAGUCAGAGCCGCACGAUGAUAACGUCAUUGACCUGGACAUCACCUCAGAUGAUGACGGCAGUAGCAGCAGCAGCAGCAGCAGCAGCAGCAGCAGCAGCAGCAAGAAUGAAGAGCCGGUUGGCACGGAGGUGCAGCAGGCGCAGCACGCCGGCGCGCAGGCAGCAGGCGGUGCUGCCAGGGGUGUGAUCUCCCUCGAGCCCUCGCCCCGCCAGUACACGGACUGCCUACGGGCGUGUGCGGCCCUGGCCUUACAGCAGCCGCGGCCCAGGGCCCCCACCACGACCGCUGCAGCCGCCACCAGGAAUAUGGGUGCGGCAGUGGCGGCUGCUCCGGAGGCGCCGGUGCGGUGGGCGCUGCGCAUCUGGUCGCACUGGGCGCGCCAGCACCUGUCCGGCGCGGCGGGGCUGGGCCCUGGCGGCUCUGAGCUGGCGGCGUUGCGGAGGGCGCUGUGGACCGAGCCGCUGCUGCCCUGUGCGUCGGGAUGCUGGCGCAGCCUGGCGGGAGACGCCGCAGCGCCGCCGCAGCGGCAGACGGGGCCGCCCGCGAAGACUGUGGCGCCGCAGCAGGUGUGGGUCCUGAUCAAUGACGACCCACUGGCGGCGGAGGCGCUGCAGGUGGCGGCGACAGCAGCAGCGGCGGCGGCGGCAUCAGCAUCGGCAGCAUCGAGAGGCGGCAGACGCGGUGCUGGGCCGCAGUCACCGCCGCCGCAGCUGGACUUCCUGGUCCUGCCCGGGACUGGCCACGCCGGAGAAGAGGGGGACAGUGAUGGGGUGGCAGGCGGUGACGGUGGCGGUGGCGGCGGCGGUCAGGCGGCAGGUGACGGCGGCGGGCGGUCUGAUUUGCAGCUGCAGCUGGUGCCGCCCGCCGCGGAGGCCCUGGCGGAGGCCCUGGGUGCGGCCCGCCUGUCGGACUGUGUGUCGUACAGGGUGCACUUGGCUCCUGCCGCCGCGCCGCAGCCGGGGACCCAGGUGGAGGCGGCGGUGCGGACUGCGGUGGCGGCGGCAGAGGCGGUGCUGGCGGCGCGACUGGCGCCACCACAGCCGGCGGCCUCGCCCGCAGUUGAUCAGUUCCUGCAGCUGCAAGCCUCGUUUGCCAAGGUUCUGCCGGACUUCAAGGUGCUUCCGGUGUCGGACUUCGCCGCCAGUCUGGUGUUCAGCCCCCCGCCGCCAGCCGCCGCCAGCGGUGCGCCGCCGGGGCUCCAGCACGGCGCGGGCGGCAGCACUGGCGGCGCCUCCGUUGGGCUGUUGCCGGGCAUGGAGGUGCGUGUGGCGCCGCCGCCCUCCUGCCUGCUGGUGGGCGCGCAGCUGUAUGUGCGGCUGGCGGGCGGCGGCGCCUCCGACUUCGCCGGCCUCACCGACCAGAUGUGCAGGCUGUUCCUGGGCGGGCGGCCCUGGCCCGGCCUGUCCUCGGGCCUCCUGCCGGUGCUGAUGGCGGCGGCGGCGGGUGGCGAGGAUGCAGUGCGGCAGCUGCUGAGGCGCCAGGGCGUGCCGCCGCUGCCGGCACUGGAACUGGGCGCUGGUCCGCAGCGGCAGGGUGCAAGCCGUGGUCACCUGUGGCGCCUGCCGCCGCCGCUGCCAAUGCCGCCACCACCAUCACCACCACCAGUCGCGCUCCACUGUGAGGAUGCGGCUGCAGGUGGUGGUGCUGGCAACGCCAAGUCCGAGUCCAAGAAGCGCCGGCGUGACGCCGCGGCGGCAGUGGAUGCCCUGGAGGGGCUGGCGGCAGGUGGCGCAGCGGCGGCUUGUGGUGGAGCCGCGGGCCAGGUGGGGCAGCAGGACGGUGGCGCGGUUGGCGCUGCUCCUAAUACCGCGGAAGCGGCAGCGGGACCGGCUCAGCGGCGGCGGCUGGAUGGCAGCGCAGCUGCAACUUUGAUCAAGGGAGAGGGAGCUUGCAGCGAUAGCAGUAGCAGUAGCAGCAGCGACGAGAGCAGCGGCGACAGUGAAACUAAGCGUGCUGAACAUGAACAGAGUGUAGUGAAGUCAAAGCAUUCGAGUGGCAGCGAGGAGGAGGGCAGAUCGAGCAGCGGUAGCGAGGAAACAUCAAACAGCAGCAGCAGCAGUGACGCCAGCAGCGAUGUUGAUGAAGAGGACGAUGAUGGCAACAAGGCGGGUGCCGAUGCACGCAACCUGGAGGCGGGAGCAGCAGCAGGCGCAGCGGCCGCGCAGGUAUCCAGCAGAGGCCCUCAGGCGCCGCUGCCGCCUCCGCCGCCGCAGCCCCUUGGAUCUGGCCCGCUCUUACCUGCGGCGGCGGUGGCGGGUGCGGUGCAGCAGUACCCGCACCGCCAGGAGCGGUCGGCGGCAGAGCGGAUGCGCUCCGCGUCGGACUGGUGGGCGCGUAAGGAGCAGCGCGAGGAGGCGCGGCGGGCGCGGCUGGCGCGGGCGGGCAUCACCGGGGAGACGGAGGAGGACCGCAGGAUGCAGUCUAUCGGGCGCUGGGGCGAGGAGCUGGUGUUCCGCACGCUGGUGGCUGAGGCGGAGGAGCGCAACAGGCGCCGGGCGGCGGCGCAGAGGCAGCUGAUGGCAGGCGGCGGCGGCAGCCAUGGCGGCCCCGGGGCCUGGCAGCAGCCCGCCACGGGGGCGCAGGCGGGUGGCGGGGCUGCCGGCGGCGGCGGCGGCUUCGAGCGUGUGGUGUGGGUGAACCGGCAGUCCGAGAGCCACCUGCCCUACGACCUGUACAUCACACACGCGGACGAGAGUGUGACGUACGUGGAGGUGAAGAGCAGCGCGGCGGCCGCCAAGGACCUGUUUGAGAUCUCUGUGCCGGAGCUGCAGUUCGCAGCCGCGCAGGGCGAGAGGUACCUGCUGGUGCGUGUGCGCGGUGCGGGCGGCCCCGCGCCCACCCUGGAGCGACUGACUGACCCUGUGGCGCUGCUGCGGCAGCACCGCCUCAGCCUGUGCCUGGCGGUGUGAGCGAGGAAUGAGUAGCUGUCGUGCCGUGCUGUGCGUUAUGCAGGCGGUAGGGGC
Molecule: messenger RNA, 14328 nt
Organism: Chlamydomonas reinhardtii
Lineage: Eukaryota; Viridiplantae; Chlorophyta; Chlorophyceae; Chlamydomonadales; Chlamydomonadaceae
Exons: 31
Coding region: 229-14274 (4681 amino acids)
Source: RefSeq, a predicted model, not a curated record